GUUCUCCGACAGCACUUAAAAGCAUCACAUGUUUCUUUGAGUCAAUCGCGUUUUCUUCGUACAUUUUGUCGUUUGUGUAUCAAAGUGUUUGACUUUACCUUCAGACUGAACAAGUGAAUCAUUCACAAUCUGUUUUUUUUUAAAGUAUGUUUCUUCUGACAAGCGCCAUCGUUUAUUUUUUUAACAAACGCAAACUUUAGUAACCUUGGUACAUCGGGCUUUCCGUAGUGCGGAUGUAGUUGUCUCCGUAGUGUCUCCGGCGUGACAUUCACCGGGUUGUCUGAGAGGAGGAAAACGACCAUCCUGUGUCCGACCGAGCCGCCGUCAACAUGAGAGUGCUACAAGCGGGUCUGUGUUUGGCCAAAACUCACCUUUUGGCCCCAGGAAGCGUCACUCUUAAAAAGGUUCUCAUCGACAGCUGUCGGACAUGCUCCUCCGGGAUCUUCCCCAACGAGAGGAUCCGCAACAUCGGCAUCUCAGCCCACAUCGACUCUGGGAAGACCACCCUGACCGAGCGCGUCCUCUACUACACCGGCAGGAUAGCAGAGAUUCACGAGGUGAAGGGGAAGGACGGUGUUGGAGCCACUAUGGACUCUAUGGAGCUGGAGAGACAGAGAGGCAUCACCAUCCAGUCAGCUGCUACAUACACUGUGUGGAAGAACAACAACAUCAACAUCAUUGACACACCAGGUCACGUGGACUUUACCAUUGAAGUGGAGCGAGCACUGCGCGUGUUGGACGGAGCUGUGCUGGUUCUGUGUGCGGUUGGAGGGGUCCAGUGUCAGACCAUGACUGUGAACAGACAGAUGAAGCGCUACAACGUCCCCUUCCUCACCUUCAUCAACAAGCUGGACCGCAUGGGUGCAAACCCAAGCCGAGCCCUGCAGCAGAUGAGAACCAAACUGAACCACAAUGCAGCGUUUGUGAGCAUCCCCAUCGGCCUGGAGGGGAACAUGCGCGGCAUCAUUGACCUUGUAGAGGAGCGAAGCAUGUAUUUCGAAGGACCUUUUGGUGAAACGAUCCGUUAUGAUGAGAUCCCAGCAGAUUUCCGUGCUGAGGCUGCAGACCGGAGACAGGAACUGGUGGAGUGUGUGGCUAACGCGGAUGAACACUUGGGAGAGAUGUUCUUGGAGGAAAAGAUUCCAACCAACGACGACCUGAAGGCUGCAAUCCGCCGAGCUACCGUGCAGCGUCUCUUCACUCCAGUGUUGGUGGGCACAGCAUUGAAGAACAAGGGCGUCCAGCCUCUACUGGAUGCUGUCCUGGAUUAUCUGCCCAACCCCACUGAAGUCAAAAACUAUGCUAUCCUCAAUGACGAAGAUGUCAGUAAAACAUCAAAGCUUCAAAUGGAUCCCACAAGAGACUCUACAAACCCGUAUGUUGGUCUGGCCUUCAAACUGGAGGCGGGGCGUUUUGGCCAGCUGACGUAUGUGCGGGUGUACCAGGGCUGUUUAAAGAAAGGAGAAUACAUCUACAACACCCGCACAAGCAAGAAAGUCAGAGUUCAGAGGCUUGUGCGUCUUCACGCUGACCAGAUGGAGGAUGUGGAUGAGGUCUAUGCAGGCGAUAUAUGUGCUCUGUUUGGGAUUGACUGUGCAAGUGGAGACACUUUUACGUCGAGAACCAGCGCUAAUCUCUCCAUGGAGUCUAUUCAUAUCCCAGAGCCUGUCAUUUCCAUGGCAAUGAAGCCAGCAAACAAGAACGACCUGGAUAAAUUCUCCAAAGGUAUUAACCGUUUCACCAGAGAGGAUCCGACGUUCAGAGUACAUUUUGACACAGAGAGCAAAGAAACCAUCAUCUCAGGCAUGGGCGAGCUGCAUCUUGAAAUUUACUCCCAGAGGAUGGAGAGGGAAUACAACUGUCCCUGCGUGAUGGGAAAACCCAAAGUGGCUUUCAGAGAGUCGAUCACCAGUCCUGUAUCGUUUGACUUCACUCAUAAGAAGCAGACCGGUGGCUCUGGGCAAUACGGUAAAGUUAUAGGAGUCCUUGAGCCUCUUGAGGAAGAGCACUACACCAAGCUGGAGUUUGAAGACCAGACUGUCGGAACAAACGUCCCGAGGCAGUUUGUACCAGCUGUUGAAAAGGGUUUCAAGGAGGCCUGUGAGAAGGGACCCCUGACUGGACACAAGAUCUCAGGAGUCAGAUUCGUCCUGGAAGACGGCGCACAUCACAUGGUUGACUCCAAUGAGCUCUCCUUCAUCCGUGCAGGAGAGGGAGGUCUAAAACAAGCUAUGGAAAAGUCCAACACGAUCCUCCUGGAGCCGAUCAUGUCGGUGGAAAUCGUAGCGCCUCAGGAGUUUCAGGGAACAGUGAUUGCUGGUGUAAACCGUCGACAUGGUGUUAUCACAGGACAGGACGGAGCUGAAGGAUACUUCACUCUGUACGCUGAUAUUCCACUAAACGACAUGUUCGGCUACGCCACAGAGCUACGCUCCUGCACUGAGGGAAAAGGGGAGUACACCAUGGAUUACAGCAGAUACCAGCCCUGCCUGCCCGCCACACAAGAGGAGCUCGUCCACAAAUACCUCGAGGCUACAGGCCAGCUGCCCGCAAAGAAGAACAAGUGGAAGAACUGAAAAGUGUUGAAACUAUUGAACUCUGACCGUCCCUCAUCCUUCUGCCCAUCUCCAAUUACAUGACAAUAAGAUGUUUGUUUUGUAGCUGAAGUCAUUUCCUCCUUGGUAUUUGACCCCUGGUAGGAAACCUAUUUAUUACCUUGAUUUUAGCACCAUUUGACCCCUCGUCUCUGCAGCCAUAUGGUGGUCGGUAAGGAAAGCUCAGUGUUUUGACUUGAGCUUCAAAUAGUGUUUGUACUAUGUACAGAACAGAAAAGAUUGCAACAAAGAUAUAUAUCCACCUUUUAAAGUGUUUCCUGUGCAGAUCAUAGAUGUCUCAACAACUUGUUACAAACACUUGAUUACAUUCUUCUUGAGCAGAUAUUUCACAAGCUA
Messenger RNA from Larimichthys crocea (large yellow croaker), 2951 nucleotides. RefSeq names its product G elongation factor, mitochondrial 1 (gene gfm1). The record is from RefSeq and is a predicted model, not a curated record. The transcript has 18 exons. Lineage: Eukaryota; Metazoa; Chordata; Actinopteri; Sciaenidae. The coding region runs from base 330 to 2576 and encodes 748 amino acids. Gene Ontology annotation, biological process: mitochondrial translational elongation. Gene Ontology annotation, molecular function: GTPase activity; GTP binding; translation elongation factor activity. Gene Ontology annotation, cellular component: mitochondrion.